UGGCGGCCCCGGUGGCCGGUGUCGGUACUGAAGCUCCAGCAGGACUCGCUGCGUCGAGUCGGAGUCAGUCCGCCGAAGCUCUGCCGACUGGAGGGAUGUGACCCCGGAACAGGACGCCCUCCUACAACAACACACCAUUCAAACAGAGCAGAGAAUAAAGAAAAGCUGGACCAGGAGGGAGCUACAGGAGCAGGGGGGGAUGAACCGCGAGGAGGCCCCGGGGAAGUCUCCUGAAGACAUGUACGUCCAACAGAAAGUGCGGGUCCUGCUCAUGCUAAAGAAAAUGGGAUCAAAUCUGACGCCCAGUGAAGAGGCUUUUCUCCGGAAUUACGCAGGUGUGGUCCACAGUCAGAUGAGCCAGCUACCACAGCACAACAUAGACCAGGGUGCAGAGGACGUGGUCAUGGCGUUCUCGCGGCAGGAGGCGGAGGAUCGGCGACAGUGACACUGGGCCCCUCAAUCUCCCUCCACUGCACCCCCUCAAUCUCCCUCCACUGCACCCCCUCAAUCUCCCUCCACUGCGCCCCCUCAAUCUCCCCCGCCCCCCCCCCCCCCCGCCCCGCACGUGAUCCACACAGCAACCCAAACACGACACUGAUGAGCUCAGGAGAGGAGGGGGCCCAGGAGGGAGAGGAGGGGAUGAGACUCCAGAAGCUGCCUCGCUCUCUCCUCCAGCCUCUUCAAACCCCCCCCCCACACACCCCACACCCCACACUCGAGCUGGCCCACCAUGACCCGAGAGUCACUAUGUGCUCAAGCCUCGGCAACAAGGCAGUCAGUGAAAUCACUCGCAGGUCGUGUGGAUGAAUAUCAAAUGUAGUUUUUUUUUUUUUUUCUGUGGGUGGGUUGGUUUUGUAUUAUUUUGUCUGUGUUGAGACAUUAGGCAGUGUUACGUGAUAUAUCUGCUGCGGUCACUGGAGCAAUGUGACCGGCAGCAGCUGAUUGAAGCAAAGAGAAAUAUAGUUUGGGUCAAGCAGUGAGUGUGAUGGUCGAUCGUGUUAGGGGAGACAUUUUUAUUAUUUCUGCUUACCCUAAUGGGGCUGAAAUGUUUUGAUUUAGCUGAUGUGUCAUUAAGGCUUUUGUAUUGUCACACAAGGGGCCUCAUUUAUAACAUUUGAGGUGUAUAGAAAAAGGUGUGAAAUAUGGCAACGCCAUCUCCCACGCAGCUGUUCUAGAUACUCUGGAACAUUUCUGAAACUUCAAUGCUGAAGACAAAGUAGCCAAAUAAAGUUUAAUGUAUUAAUAACUCUU
Messenger RNA from Gymnodraco acuticeps, 1251 nucleotides. Its product is annotated as beta-catenin-interacting protein 1. Gene Ontology annotation, biological process: negative regulation of Wnt signaling pathway. The transcript has 4 exons. Gene Ontology annotation, molecular function: beta-catenin binding. The coding region runs from base 200 to 445 and encodes 81 amino acids. Lineage: Eukaryota; Metazoa; Chordata; Actinopteri; Perciformes; Bathydraconidae. The record is from RefSeq and is a predicted model, not a curated record. Gene Ontology annotation, cellular component: cytosol; nucleus; beta-catenin destruction complex.